Molecule: messenger RNA, 1452 nt
Organism: Closterium sp. Naga37s-1
Lineage: Eukaryota; Viridiplantae; Streptophyta; Zygnematophyceae; Desmidiales; Closteriaceae
Source: the annotation of a GenBank genome assembly
AUGGCAGAAACUGUGGCCUCACCGCAUUUCACGGCGUCGCUCGACGCGUAUGUGAUGCGACCGUUGCAUCGCGCAUCGUCCAUCAUGGGGUCGGGCGAGCUUUGGCAGCGCGCUGCCGACAUGGAUGAAGUCGUCGCACAGUCGCACGAAGGCUCUGUCGCUAGCACCACUGCGACGACGAACGAAGGGGCUACGACAGGGAAGAAGUGGAGCGUGAUGGGGUCGACGGCGCGCAAGGUGCAGCGGAUGCUGUUUGCCGACAAAUCGGACAAAUCGGCGGUUAGUAUCACAGACAGAAAUACCAAGCGCCUGCUGCCGUCGCUGCUCUCGAGCACUCGCCGACAGGAGCGCGCCGGACAGGAUUUGAGUUUGCGGUUCGGCAGCUGUCGCGUGGAGAGCGCCGAGAGCGUUGCGGACGAUGGCGGAGAGGACGGCGCGGACCUCGGCCGACGAAGCGUCUCGUUUCAGCACUUGGCGGUCGAUUCUUAUCAAGGCGAAAUGGUUGGACGGGAGGCGACGAGCGUGGACGAGCGAGAGGAUUCGGAACCCGGCGGCGCGGAUCCAGAGCGCCGUACGGAUUGUGAUCUUCCAGAGGGGCGUGCGGAAGGCGUCGAUUUCAUUUCGUUGUCCCCGCGCGCGACGAGUGCGACGAAUGCGACGGGUGUACCAGAGGGCGUAGACCGACCGUGUUCUGUGAAUGAGCACUCAGCAUCGCCGCCCGAAUCAAACAGCUCCCGCGACAGAAUCGUAUCGGCGCUGCCUCGUCCCGUACGCCCGCAGACAGCCCCCAGCAAGAGCGCCGCUUCCCCCCGUCACUUCGACGCGCGUGAUCCCAUUUUUUCCCGACGCAAGACCGCGCCAGUAGCCCCUGCCGUGCUGCGCGAAUCGGGUGCUGCCUCGGGCGACGUCGAGCCGCAGCUCGCCGACGAGCCGUUUCUCGCCUCCGCCUCGGUUUGCAGCGACGGAGUGGGGAACAGAAGCGGCAGGUUGAGGGCGGGAAGGGGGACGCGAGCGGGCGGAAGGGCGGGGGAAGGGCUUCGAGUGGAUGUGGCAGGCAGGCGCCAGCGGUCAAGGCACAGUGAUGAGCUGGCAUGGGCGGAGGCGCUAGGGGGGCAGGUGCUGGCGCGGAGCAAGACAGCGGAGAGAGAUGCGGGCGCAAGGGGGCGCACAGGCGGGGAAGUGGCUCGUGUGGGGCGACAUCACCACCUGUCGGCCUCUUGGGACUGCGAGGGGGAGAUUGGCAUGGGGAGGGAAGACAAGGGGGCGUUCCCUGGUAGGGUUGAGAGCGUGGAUGAAGCAGGUUGGGGGAGUGUGUCGGGGAGGGAAAGGCCAACCUCGUCCGGAGGGAGGGUGCCUAUCACUGCGGUGAGCCCACGGGUGGUGAGGUUCAAUUUCAAGCAGCACAUGCAGCAAGUAGCACUUGCUGCAGCACGUGAUGAAUUGGCCCAAUAG